AUGUCCAAAAUCCCAAUCAUGCUACAUUUUAAUGGCAAUUGGGAUAGCUAUGGCAGAUUUAGAGAUUUUCAAGUUGAUGGCAUUGUGCUCGAUGAGGAUGCAAGUUACAGUAUGUUGAUUUCUACAAUUGCAGAGCAAUUAAUGAUUGAUACUUCGAAAAAAAUUGGAGAAAUCAAAUACAUUGUGAAUGAGAAUUGUCCUCCAAUGGAGAUUAGGAACAAUAUGGGGGUUAGUGUGUAUAUGGAGACAAAAAAGGAGAAUAAAAAUUUAGGAUCGUAUCCAUUACUCAUAAGUGUACGAGAUUUCAAUAUGGAAUUGGCUAUUACAAAUGAGAACACAAGUGCAGGUUUGUCUGGGACAAUACAAUUACUUGAUAUGCCAGCCUCUCCCGUCAUAGAGAAAUAUCAAAGUGAAAUAAUAACUGAAGAUACACAAAGUAUUAUCGAAGAAGGACAAGUGUAUCAAGACAAGCAAACAAUUGCAACUGCAAUGAGGCACUAUUCUGUCAUACACAAGUUCCAAUUCAGGGUUAAAAGAUCUAGCCACAGAAGCUAUUGGCUUAUAUGCGUUGCAGAAAACUGUAAUUGGCACUUCAAGGCAACAUCAAUUAAUGAUUCUGCAAUGUUCAAGAUCAGGAGCUUCAACCGACAACACACAUGCACCUUAAUGGACGAUACAUUCAUACAACGCAAACGUACUGCAGUUGUAGUUGGUAGCAUGGUCAUGCCAAAGUAUUGUGAUCCUAAGACAGUUUACACAGCAAAGGACAUACAAACUGACAUGUUGUCCCAACACGGAGUGAACCUAAGCUACAUGCAAGCAUGGAGGGCAAAGGAAAAGGCUUUACAGUUAUUGAGAGUUGUUAAAUUGAAGAAGACAACAGAUGAAUGCUUCUUAUAUGCAUUUGUUGCUCUUUGUACAUCAAUAAGUGGUUGGGAAUAUUGUAGACCAGUAGUAGUGGUUGAUGGGACAUUCUUAAAGACAGCCUACAGGGGAAUUAUGCUGACAGCAAGCACACUGGAUGCAGCAGGUAUAAUAUUGCCUUUGGCAUAUGCUGUGGUUGAUUCGGAAAACGACGCAUCGUGGAAGUGGUUUUUUGAGCAAUUCAAGCAAGCAUAUGGUGAAAGAACUUCAAUGUGUGUUGUUUCAGAUAGGAAUGAGAGUAUUCUGAAGGCAACAUCAAUUGUCUAUCCGGGCGUGCCACACUACUCUUGCGUGUGGCAUAUUUGGACAAAUAUAAGGGCAAUGUUCAAGAAGGGUCAUCUACAAUUAAAUGAAUUGUACUUUGCUACAGCAGGGUCAUACACUUUGGAUGAAUUUAAUGAAAGGAUGUCGAAGAUUGAAGAGAUAGACCCUCGUGUUAAAUCAUACCUCUAUGAUAUUGGCUAUCAUAGGUGGUCAAGAGUACAUGAAACGGUGAAUAGAACUUGGACUAUGACAUCAAAUAUUGCAGAGUCAUUGAAUGCUGUAACAAAAUAUGCAAGAGAGCUGCCAAUAUUUGACCUAUUAGAGUAUAUGAGGACACUUCUUGAACGUUGGACGAAAGAGAAGUUGUUGAAGGCAAAGGCUUUAAGAGACAGGAAUGAAGGAUAUGAAAACUAUUGCUCUCCGUAUUACACAAGGGAGAGCCUACUGUGUACAUAUGAAAUACCAAUAAAUCCCCUUCCUGAUGAAAGCAAAUGGAAUGUGGCACAACAUAUAUCUGAUGAAGUAGUAAAUCCACCUACGGGAGAGAAAAAGUAG
Molecule: messenger RNA, 1743 nt
Organism: Nicotiana attenuata
Lineage: Eukaryota; Viridiplantae; Streptophyta; Magnoliopsida; Solanales; Solanaceae
Exons: 6
Coding region: 1-1743 (580 amino acids)
Source: RefSeq, a predicted model, not a curated record